AUGGAUUCCCUCGCGACGUCCACGGCCCGGAGAUGGGCGCUCUGCGCCCUCCUCUGCCUCUGCCUCUUCUCCGCCGGCCUCCUCCUCGGCUCCCGCCCCUUCUUCUUCCCCGCGCUGCUGCCGCCGCCGUGGGAGCACUUCUCCAGACUGCAGCAGCAGCCCGCUCUCCGUCCUCCUCCUCAUGCUGCGACUGCUGCUGCUUACCAUGACCACGACGACUCCAUGGCGCCAGCGCCGGACGCCGGCUCCGGAUAUCCCGGCAGCGACGAGGAGCUUGCAGCGGCACCCGCGCCCGCGCCGGCAUCGGACGGCGACGGGGAGCGGAGGGAGUGCGACGUGUUCGACGGGAGCUGGGUGCGCGACCCGGCGAGGUACCCGCUGUACGAGGCGGCGGAGUGCCCGUUCCUCAGCGACCAGGUCACCUGCCGGAGGAACGGCCGCCCGGACGCCGGCUACGAGCAGUGGCGGUGGCAGCCGAGGGGCUGCGGCGGCGGCGCGAGGCUCGACGGCGCCGGGGCGCUGGAGCAGUUGCGGAACAGGCGGGUGGUGUUCGUGGGCGACUCGCUCAACAGGAACAUGUGGGAGUCGCUGGCCUGCAUCCUCUACACGGCGCUGCCCGACCGCUCGCGGGCGCGCGUCCACCACGCCAGCUCCGAGCACAAGAUCUUCCGCGCCAUGGAUUACAAUUGCUCGGUGGAGUUCUUCUGGAGCCCGUUCCUGGUGCAGCUUGAGACCAAGCAGGACCGGACCAAGGUGCUCAAGCUGGACCAGCUCCCGGCCAUGCUUCAGCAGGUGAUCGGGGCAGACGUCCUCGUCUUCAACACCGGCCACUGGUGGACGCACACCGGCAAGCUCAGGGCCUGGGAUCACCUGGAGAGAAACGGGAUGCUGGUCAAGAUGGAAGGAGAGGAAGCAUUCAGCAGAGCGCUGAGGACAUGGGCGAGAUGGGUGGAUCACAACGUGGACCAGACCAGAACCAGGGUCUUCUUCAGAAGCGUCUCACCUGAACACAAGGGUGCGAACUGGUGCUACAAUCAGACGGCUCCCAUCGCCGCGGAGGAAGCAAUCGUUCCAUGGUUCCCGAAGAGCAUGGUGUCCAUCGUCGAGGGGAGCAUACGGAGCAUGAGGACGCCCGCCACGUACCUGAACAUCACGCGCCUUUCCGAGCUCAGGAUCGACGCGCACCCUUCGGUGUACUCGAUCAACAGGGAUGGGAAGCCUCUGUCGUUGGAGCAACGGCGGCAGCCGGUGGUGUAUGCUGACUGCAGCCACUGGUGCCUGCCGGGGUUGCCUGAUACUUGGAAUGUGCUUUUGCUUGCUUCCUUGACGAGACAUCCCUCCUCCAAUCUACACUUGUAG
Molecule: messenger RNA, 1359 nt
Organism: Triticum turgidum subsp. durum (durum wheat)
Lineage: Eukaryota; Viridiplantae; Streptophyta; Magnoliopsida; Poales; Poaceae
Source: the annotation of a GenBank genome assembly